AUGGCAAUUACUCGUUGAUUAUUCUCAACAAAUCACAAAGACAUUGGCACCCUUUACUUAGUUUUUGGUGCUUGAGCAGGGCUCGUCGGAACCGCUCUUAGCUUAUUAAUUCGAGCUGAACUUAGCCAGCCCGGAACACUACUUGGAGAUGACCAAAUUUAUAAUGUUAUCGUUACAGCACAUGCUUUUAUUAUAAUUUUCUUCAUAGUGAUGCCUAUUAUAAUCGGUGGAUUUGGGAACUGAUUAGUUCCAUUAAUAAUUGGAGCCCCAGAUAUAGCAUUUCCGCGAAUAAAUAAUAUAAGCUUUUGACUUCUUCCCCCAUCAUUUCUUUUAUUACUAGCAUCAUCUGGGGUUGAAGCAGGAGCCGGCACAGGUUGAACUGUGUACCCGCCUUUAGCUGGAAACCUAGCACAUGCUGGAGCAUCAGUUGACCUAACAAUUUUCUCCCUUCACUUAGCUGGUAUUUCAUCUAUUUUAGGAGCAAUUAACUUCAUCACAACAACAAUUAACAUAAAACCACCAGCUAUAUCUCAAUACCAAACCCCACUAUUUGUUUGAUCAGUAUUAAUCACAGCUGUACUUUUACUUCUUUCUCUUCCUGUCUUAGCCGCAGGAAUCACAAUGUUAUUAACAGAUCGUAAUCUGAAUACAACUUUCUUUGACCCUGCCGGAGGAGGUGACCCAGUACUUUACCAACACCUGUUCUGAUUCUUUGGGCACCCAGAAGUGUACAUUCUUAUCUUACCAGGGUUUGGCAUGAUCUCCCAUAUCGUAACUUAUUACUCAGGAAAAAAAGAACCUUUCGGCUAUAUAGGAAUAGUCUGGGCAAUAAUAUCAAUUGGACUUCUAGGCUUUAUUGUCUGAGCCCAUCACAUAUUUACGGUUGAUCUAAACGUAGAUACUCGAGCUUACUUCACAUCAGCAACAAUAAUCAUCGCAAUUCCUACAGGUGUUAAAGUAUUUAGCUGAUUAGCUACAAUACACGGUGGGACAAUUAAAUGAGACGCCCCAAUACUUUGAGCCUUAGGCUUCAUUUUCUUGUUUACUGUAGGAGGUUUAACAGGUAUUGUUCUUGCCAACUCAUCACUUGAUAUUAUACUACACGAUACCUACUAUGUAGUAGCCCAUUUCCAUUAUGUACUUUCUAUAGGAGCUGUAUUUGCGAUCAUGGGAGGGUUCAUUCACUGAUUCCCGUUAUUUACUGGUUAUACACUACAUGAAACAUGAGCAAAAAUCCAUUUUGGAGUAAUAUUUGCUGGUGUUAAUUUAACCUUCUUCCCUCAACAUUUUCUAGGCUUAAGCGCAAUACCUCGACGAUACUCUGACUACCCAGACGCUUAUACAUUAUGAAAUACCGUCUCAUCUAUCGGGUCCUUAAUUUCUCUUGUUGCCGUAAUUAUGAUAAUAUUCAUUAUCUGAGAAGCAUUUGCAGCUAAACGAGAAGUUACCACUUACGAAUUAACAUCAACCAUAUUGGAGUGACUUCAAGGCUGCCCCACUCCUUACCAUACCUUGAAGACCAGCCUCGUUCAAAUCAACCAUCAAAUAAUUAAAU
Xenopus laevis (African clawed frog) is the source of this 1555-nucleotide messenger RNA. The record is from the annotation of a RefSeq genome assembly. NCBI's taxonomy places the organism in Eukaryota, Metazoa, Chordata, Amphibia, Anura, Pipidae.